Molecule: messenger RNA, 2375 nt
Organism: Acanthochromis polyacanthus (spiny chromis)
Lineage: Eukaryota; Metazoa; Chordata; Actinopteri; Pomacentridae
Exons: 6
Coding region: 209-814 (201 amino acids)
Biological process (GO): phospholipid biosynthetic process
Cellular component (GO): membrane
Molecular function (GO): phosphotransferase activity, for other substituted phosphate groups
Source: RefSeq, a predicted model, not a curated record
UGUGUCGGCUCGUUACGUCGCUGCACAGCGUGGAGCGCUCAUUGAGCUGUUCAUUGUGUGGUUUAAAGGUAUAAUAGCGGCUCGUGGACGUUGUGAGGACGGACACAUGAGGACACGGUGCUGGUUGUCCUGACGGAUAGAGGUCAGCUCACAGCUUAUUGCGUCAUCCUCGAGGAUCCGGGAUGAGCUUCGCUGUACCUGAGAGGAGAUGGGAGUCCUGCUGUAUUGGCCAAACAUUGUUGGAUACAUCAGGAUUGGCCUUGUGUUUGCUGCCUGGGCUGCCUACAACACACCAGCGCUGUUUGUCCCUCUGUACUCCGUCUCCAUAGCUCUUGAUGGAGUGGACGGCUGGCUGGCCAGGAGGCUGGGACAGACCUCCAGGUUUGGGGCCUGGCUGGAUGUAGUGGUGGACAACCUGGGCAGAGGGAUGCUGUGGAGCCUGCUGUUUGAGUGGGGUUUUCUGGUGUGUGCGCUGGAGUGGUGUGUGUUUGUGUGUAACCACAGCACCAGAGGUGACCGGUGGAAGGAGAGCUUCAGCAGCAGCCCUCCACUCAUACAGGCCAUCAUGGCUAACGGGUUUUGGACUCCUCUGGGUGCGUGGGUGGUGGGCGGGCUGCACUGCCUCCCUCUGUGGCUCUAUUGGUAUCAGCGGGGUUUACUGUCCCACUGGCUGGACCUGCCUCUGUGGAUCCAGGCUGCAGGGACGCUGCUGCUGGCUGCAGGCCGCCUGCUGGCUCUGUCUGCUGAGGUGUGGUGUAUAUGGAGUCACAUUGAAUCCCUCACCAGUGAUGAGAUGGAAGAGAAGAAGAACUGAAACACUCACAUUCUUUUUUUUUCUCUCUUAAUUUUGUGUGGUGGCUGCUGAGAUAUAAGCUGUUACUCAUCGUACCCCUGCUAUUGCAAACCUGUGGAAUAUUAUUUUGGUUAUUUCUAGGGAACAGUUACUCUUAAAUGUAAACCGGUGGAAUGUUAGCAGGCUUUGAAAAGGCUUUCACUAAAAACAGACUGUCAGAUGGUAAAUGCUGGAAUCUAUCAUGAAAAGACCAAAGGGAAAGCUUUGGUGCACACAGUAUAGAUAAUGCUUUACCCACGAUAUCCAGUUUAAAAAGCCUCUGCAUCUACAAUGGCCGGGGAAAAGUGUGAUGUACUUUAGUACUUUUCCCCAUCUAAAAGUGUAAUUUACUGUAGUACAUUACACUUUUCCACAUCCCUUGUAGAUGUAAAGGCUUUUUAAACUGGAUUUCUGCACAGCAUUGGUAAAGCCUCAUCUAUGAUCUGAUUCAAAGCAUAUUUUAUUGCUGCACAUUUACUGUAUUGUUACAUAUAGCUAUAUAUUUUAUAAAAACCACUCAGUGGUUAAGAAGCAUAUCAGCCUCUUAGAAAGAUAAUAAAUGGAAAAAAUAGAGCAUCAAGGGUUUAGUAACACAGCUCUCAUAUGAUGACAAUCAUACAACACCAGGCCAAAAACAUGUCCCCACCUGGAUUUAACGAAGCAAACAGGAAAGAGCCUUCCAUUGGAUAAUAACUGCAGUGAUGCGUGUGUUUCAGCUGCAACAACUUCUUUAAACCUAGCUGAUGCAGUGAGGAGCUUCUCAUUUCUUAAAUGUUGGAAGACGUAUCCUGUGGUCAUGGAAAGGAUGUUAAUCUGUCUCAGAAAGGUCAAAUUAUUGGCCUGCAUGAUAAAAAGAAAACUAAGGAGAUUUCUGAAACUACUAAAAUCAGGUUAAGAACCAUCCAACACAUUAAUAAAACCUGAAGAAUAGUGGAGAACCAUCAUCUUCAAGGAGCAAAUGUGGUCUGAUGAGUCCAGAUUUACCCUGUUCCAGAGUGAUGGGGGCAUCAGGGUAAGAAUAGAGGUGGAUGAAAUGAUGAACUCAUCAUGUCUAGUUCCUACCAGUCUGUGGGGGUUAGGGUUAUGAUCUGGGGUUGGUCAGGUUCACCAACGUUAUGUUCCCAAAGAAUGAGGUCAGCUGACUACCCGAAUAUACUGAAUGACCAGGUCUUUCCAUCAGUGGAGUUUUUCUUCACUGAUGACAUGGACAUGUUCCAAGAUGAUGUUAGGAUUUAUGGGCUCACAUUGAGAAUGAGUGGAUCAGAUGGAUUGUCCUCCACAGAGUCCAGACCUCAGCCCCAAUGAGAAUCUCUGGGAUGUUCUGGAGAAGACUUUGUCCCACUCUUCCAUCAUCAAUUAAGAUCUUGGUAGAAAAUGAAUCCAACUCUGGACAGAAAUAAAUGCUGUGACAUUAAAAUGUAGUGUAGUCAAGAGAAAACAACCUGGAGAAGAGCCAUAAAACAAGUCAAUGAAACUGUAGACUUGUGUCAUUGAUAGGAACUGCUUUAGUGGAUUUGGUCAAAUAAACUGCCUUUAAAAGCUG